AGACUCUCCCUGGGCCUCAGAGGGACUGGAUGAGUACACCCAAGAAAAGAGCUAGACUGAGGAACCGGGCUUUAUUUCAGAACGAGAGCUGCGUCUUCUCCCCCAUAAAGAAGAAGAAUGGAGAAGCUUCUGGUUCUGUCUUUGGUGAUUCUGUGGCUUCAGCUGGCCAAGGUGAAUAGCCAACAAGGAGAACAGAAUCUUCAGACCCUGAGCAUCCAGGAGGGUGAAAAUGUCACCAUGAACUGCAGUUAUAAAAGUAUUACUAUAACUGCCUUACAGUGGUACAGACAGGAUUCAAGGCAAGGCUUUGUUCAUCUGAUUUUAAUGCGUUCAAAUGAGAGACAGAAAUAUAGUGGGAGACUACACUUCACACUUGACAACUCCAUCAAAAGCAGUUCCUUGUCCAUCACGGCUUCCCAGGCUGAGGACGCGGCUACUUACCUCUGUGCUGCAGACCCACAGUGUUCAGUGGGCACCCGCAGCCCCAGCAGAAACCUGCCAGAGCUGUCUCUUAGAAGCCGCAACAGUGUGCAGAGUUGGUGGUUUUGUCUUCCCACAAAGGAGAGUCUGCAAACGGCUAGCAACACGAAAGGGAGCUCCUCUCAAAUUCGAUAUUUUCGCCAUAUCAUCGGUGUAGCAGCCUUCAGUUUCCUCAGUUUAAACAAAGGAUUUAGACUGGAUGAGCCUAAAGACCCUUCAAGUCCUAAUUUUACCAGGUCACCUCUGGAGGAUGAAGAAGGACUUCUCAGUAAAGAAGGGCUCAUCUGUUAUAUGUGCAGCCCCCUCACGACCUAG
Dama dama (fallow deer) is the source of this 795-nucleotide messenger RNA. RefSeq lists its product as uncharacterized. The transcript has 3 exons. The record is from RefSeq and is a predicted model, not a curated record. The coding region runs from base 118 to 795 and encodes 225 amino acids. NCBI's taxonomy places the organism in Eukaryota, Metazoa, Chordata, Mammalia, Artiodactyla, Cervidae.